UGACACAUAUUACGUUCAGAUCUGACUCAUUUGCAUCGAAAACAUUAUUUUGUGAAUUUGCUAACCAGUUCAUUUUCUAAGCAUUCUCCAGCUUCAAGGUGUUAGUGUUUAUUUCAAUGUCAAAAGAAUUUUAUAAAAUGUAAUUAUCAGUUAUUUAUAAAAUAAAUGCUUUAAUCAACUGCAAACAAUACUUUUCAGCUCUACUGAAGUUUUUACACACAUACAAAUAGUCACUGGAUUUCAAAAUAUUAGUUUGUUUCCACAUGACAUCAAUAUAAUUAAUCACUUAAAGUUGCAAAUUGGUAAUACGUUGAAAGCACCAUCUAUACCAUCACCACCACCACCAGUAAAAUACUUAAGUGAUGAAUCAAUAAUGUUGCAUCAACAUAACAUUAAUGAUAGAUCAGGCGGUGAGCAUAAAGUGACGAAGUAAUAGCCUGUAUCAUAACGUGAUGUAUUAAUAAGGUUCUUUUCAAUAUUGCCUUUUUUAACAAAAGAAUAAUGAAAAAUGUCUGAAGAAGAAAAAGAAAUAUUUUACUUACUUUUUCACGAAGGACUUGAAUCGUUUUACUCUGCUAUAAAUGUGUGCCUUAAUGUUACAAAAACAACUGAUUUUUUAAAAUUGAAUUCAAAUGAGUUAAGUUUGGUUGGACUAGUAUCAAAAAUUGAUUUAUUAAAGUUCCAGAAAAUUGUCAAGAAUUUCAAUGAAAUUCGUUCCAAGGUUUCAACAACCAAACUUGUUUACAAUGAUUAUCUUUUAACAGACAUACUAUUAUUAAAACAAAAGCCUCUGCUUAUUGCAUCUGAUCAUGUUUCAAUAAAUGAAAUGAUUGGUUCAGGAAAUUUUGGAAGUGUUUACAAAGGGAUAUGGACUAGAAAAAAUGAAAAUGGAAAUAUAGUAAAUACUUCUGUAGCUGUCAAAACAUCAAGAUUAAUAUCAACUAAAACAAAAGAAAUGUGGAGAAAAGAAAUUUCUAUUCAUGCUUCUCUUGAUAAUUAUCAUCCAAGUAUAAUAAAGUUGUUUGGUUUUAUUCAAGACAAUGAGGAUGAAUUUAAAACAAUAUCAGAGUAUGCAGGCCAAGGAUCAUUAUUAUAUCAACUGAAACAGAGACAUAUUACAUCUAUUGCUAUAAUUUGUCAAUUUGCUUUUCAAAUAGCUUCCGGAAUGCUAUAUAUACAUUCUCAAAAAUUAAUUCAUCGCGAUUUAUCUGCUCGCAACAUACUUGUCAUGUCACACCACCAGGUCAAAAUAAGUGAUUUUGGAUUGUCAAAAUUUCUUGGAGAAAAUGAAAAGGAGUGGUUAAUGGAAAAUAAUGAGAUGUUGCCAAUGAGGUGGUUAGCGCCUGAAUCAUUUAAUCAAGGUUCUUUUACAACUGCAAGUGAUAUUUGGAGCUUUUCUGUGACCUUAUGGGAAAUGUUUACAUUUGGUGAACAGCCUUGGUCUCAAUUAAAUAAUGAGCAAGUUAAAGAAAAGAUUGAAUCGGGUCAGCCACUAAGUGAGCCUAGCUAUUGUCCAAGCAACAUUUAUGAAAUAAUGUUACAAUGUUUCUCUUUUGAGCCUGGAAAUCGACCAUCAUUUCAAGUUGUUAAAGAUGAAUUGUUAAAAAGACAACCCGAGUUGUUUGUAACUUCUGAAAGAUUUUCUGGAACUCUUUGUUUGAACUUUGAAAGAGGAGAUAUUAUUACUGCAAUUAAACCUCUCAGCAUCGAAGAUACAAAUCAGUGGCUUGGGCAACAUGAAGUUUCUCGACUUUUUGGUAAUUUUAACAGAAGUUUAUGCAAUAGUUUAGAUUAUGAGUUUAAUCAAGAAAAGAAAUUAAAUUUUUCAACUCAGAAAAGUGUCAGCUGUAAUGACUUGAUUGUGAAAAAUUCUCCAAAAGAAGAAACAUAUGAAAAAAAGCAGACACAAGAACGUCAUGAUCAAAAUGAAGUGCUGACAUCAACAUUGUCUAUUGUAGACCAACAUUCUUCAUUAGACCAACAUUCUUUAUUAGACCAACAUUCUUCAUUAGCUUCUAACGCUUCUCAAUUAAAAAAUCUAACAAAAAAAGAAAAUUACCUAAAGAACUUUAAAGAUACAAAGCCUUUGGUUCAGGAAUUUGUUAAUGACAGAAUCAAAAGCAAUAUGAAUGCUUUAUUGGAUUCCACUGAAUCUGCGUCUCUAAAUCCGACCUUCGAUUCAAUUAUAAAUGAUAAAAACUUUUCUUUCAAUAAAAACCCUUCCUCCGAUAAAAACCCUUCCAUCAAUAAAAACCCUUCCUUUAAUAAAUACCCUUCCUCCAAUAAAAACCCUUCCUUAAAUAAGCAAAGUAUUUUAAUGUCUCACGGAGAACAACGUGUUUUAAACACAGAACAACGUGUUUUAAACUCGGAUUAUAUUUUAAAAGCGUUAAAUUCUAUUGAAGAGAGGCCUUCGGAAAAUAAAUGUUUCGUUUUAGAAACUGCAAGUGGUUUAAAUAGCAACAGUAAUCUUGUUUCUAAAUGUAAUUUAACCAAUAAUUUUACUAAUUCAAACCCAAUAAAUGUCGACAAACUACCUAAAAGUAAAUCAGAGCACAAAAUAGUUUCAGUAGUUGGUACAGAAAGCGUAAGUGAAAAGUUUCGAAAAAUUCGUGAACUGAUACCCAAUGCAAGCGUUGGUGAAUGUUUAGAUGGCCUUCGUUACUCCAAUCAAGAUACUGACAAAGCCAUCAACUACAUACAAACGUACAAACUUACGCAACUUAAUUUCGGAUAUACAUUCAGCUACUGUGAACAAGUGUAUCAACUAAAUAAUUUUGAUUUUCAUUCAGCGCGUUGCUCAUUGACAGUGCAAUACGUUGCAGAAAGGUUUAAUGGUGUCAAUCAAAGCAUCGCUUUAGAGAUACUAAAAAAGAACAAUUGGAAUGUAAAAGUAGCCUUAAAAGAAAUAUUUUUAAAACAGUGUAGUUUGUUUGGUGUUGAGAAAAAUCAAUCCUUGCAUAUACUGGAAAGUUGCAACGACGACGUAAAAAAAGCUGAAGAAAUGGCUAAAGUUUCAAGAGUUGCAGAAGUUACAGGCAGAAGUGAAGUCUACUGCUUAGACAUACUUAGAAGAAUGAAAUGGAAAGUCGGAGACGCAGUUAGUUAUAUAUUAUCAACCUAGUUUUAUUUUUUAUUUUAUAUAUUUAUAAUAGUUUGUAUUUAAUAUUUAAGUUAUUAACUUUUUUAAACAAAU
Molecule: messenger RNA, 3196 nt
Organism: Hydra vulgaris (swiftwater hydra)
Lineage: Eukaryota; Metazoa; Cnidaria; Hydrozoa; Anthoathecata; Hydridae
Product: activated CDC42 kinase 1
Biological process (GO): negative regulation of apoptotic process; neurogenesis; multicellular organism development
Cellular component (GO): basal plasma membrane; signaling receptor complex; plasma membrane
Molecular function (GO): transmembrane receptor protein tyrosine kinase activity; ATP binding
Source: RefSeq, a predicted model, not a curated record